GUGAACUUUGACCUAAAGACGACCUCUUCUCCCGCCCCUCCUUCCUGCGAUGCCUCCUGCUGGGAAGAUGGCGCUCUCCAGGGUGUGCUGGGCUCGGGCUGCUCUGUGGGGUUCGGCAGUCACCCCUGGAUCUUUUGUCACUCGGAGGCUGCAACUGGGUCGCUCUGUGCUGGCUUGGGGGGCCCCUCGGUCUUCAAAGCUUCACCUUUCUCCAAAAGCAGAUGUGAAGAGCUUGAUCUCUUAUGUGGUGACCACGACAAAAGUGAUUAAUGGGAAAUACCAUCGUUUCUUGGGCCGUCAUUUCCCUCGCUUCUAUGUCCUGUACACAAUCUUCAUGAAAGGAUUGCAGAUGUUUUGGGCUGAUGCCAAAAAGGCUAGAAGAAUAAAGACAAAUAUGUGGAAGCACAAUAUAAAGUUUCAUCAACUUUCAUACCGGGAGAUGGAGCAUUUGAGACAGUUCCGCCAAGACGUCACCAAGUGUCUUUUCCUAGGUAUCAUUUCCAUUCCACCCUUUGCCAACUACCUGGUCUUCUUGCUAAUGUACCUGUUUCCCAGGCAACUACUGAUCCAGCAUUUCUGGACCCCAAAACAACAAAUUGAUUUCUUAGAUAUCUACCAUGCCCUCCGAAAGCAGUCCCACUUAGAAAUCAUUAGUUAUUUAGAAAGGGUCAUCCCUCUCAUUUCUGAUGCAGGACUCCAGUGGCAUCUGUCAGAAAUGUGCACCAAGAUACAGCGCGGUAUCCACCCAGCAAUACAUGAUAUCUUGGCUCUAAGGAAGUGUUUCUGUAACCAUCCUCUGGGCAUGAACCAACUCCAGGCUUUGCACAUGAAAGCCUUGAGCCGGGCCAUGCUUCUUACACCCUAUCUGCCUCCUCCCUUGUUGAGACAUCGUUUGAAAACUCAUACCACUGUGAUUCACCACCUGGACAGGGCUUUGGCAAAGCUGGGGGUUGCUCAGCUAACUGCUCAAGAAGUAAAAUCGGCUUGUUAUCUUCGUGGCCUGAAUUCUACCCAUAUUGCUGAAGACAGGUGUCGAACUUGGCUGGGAGAAUGGCUACAGAUUUCCUGCACCUUGAAAGAAGCUGAGCUGUCCCUCUUGCUGCACAACGUGGUCCUGCUUUCCACCAACUACCUUGGGACAAGGCGCUGAGUGAACCAUGAAGUGGAUGGCAUUGUCCUGCAGUCACAUAAUAUAGCAGUGUGGGACCAGACUGCACUUGUCACAGAGAGUCUGUGUGCACUGUUAAGUGUGUGGGAGGCAGAGGAGCAGGUGCCAUGGGCGUCACAGAAUGGUACCCACGUGGGAUCUACGGACAUUCCCCCUCACUGCUAGAACUGAAACCACCUGUCUUUCCAGGGAUGGCGCAUGGGCGGUGUUGUCUUGUCUCCCUCACAGUUAGCUGGAGCUGGCAGCAGCCUCUGUACUGGGCUUCCAUUGUGAUGUGUUAAGUUCAGGUCCUAGGAAGUCAGCUUUUGCCCCAGAUGGGAAUCCUCAUUUGGCCUAGGACUCAUCAUUGCCAUACUUUGUGUUGUUUUGUUAAAGAAGUUGUGGCCAGUGAGAACAGCACUUAGACUGAAGCACUUACACCCAUGCAUGUACUUCAGUGCUCCCCUCAAUCCCUUCUGGUAUGACCAAAAAUACAGAUAUUUUUUACUGUUGUUCUCACUGACAUGGGCUAACCUCUCCCUUUCCUUUUCAAAUCCAUCAAACACUGACUUUUUUUUUUAACUCAUGGGGACAUUUUAAUGGAAAAGAUAAAAGGAAGUACAAGUGCUUCUUGAUCCCUUCUCCAGUGUUUAUGGCCUUUACCCUCCAUUGUCUUAAUUUCUGGGCUGUAGUACAGCCUCUAUGGAUCUUAAAACUCUUUGCUACCUCCACUGUGUUGCAGUGAUCCAACUGUAUGUAACUGACAGUGGCUGCCUUCUUUGGGCAAUGGAUCAAACCCAUGAGGUACUAAUUACUGCCCAGCCCGGGGAGACCAGGAGAGGUCUGCAUCAAGUUAGUAAGUUGAGUUUAGCUUUUGUGUGUGCAUCAGUGACCUGUAGUUCUGUAAUAAUUUAUUGUAAAUGCAUGAAGCACUGUUUUUAAACCCAAGUAAAGACUGCCUGAAACCAGUUGA
Lemur catta (Ring-tailed lemur) is the source of this 2120-nucleotide messenger RNA. RefSeq names its product LETM1 domain containing 1 (gene LETMD1). Gene Ontology annotation, molecular function: ribosome binding. The transcript is spliced from 9 exons. Bases 50 to 1150 code for a protein of 366 amino acids. The record is from RefSeq and is a predicted model, not a curated record. Gene Ontology annotation, biological process: intracellular monoatomic cation homeostasis. NCBI's taxonomy places the organism in Eukaryota, Metazoa, Chordata, Mammalia, Primates, Lemuridae. Gene Ontology annotation, cellular component: mitochondrial inner membrane.